AUGCUUCAGCCAUUGAUGAAUCUUCUCUCUCCAUGUUGGAAGCCGUUCGGGCACGGUGACGAUUCUUCAGCAGGCAUUGUUGGAAGAGAAGGCAAAGACGGAUUGCUUUGGUUUCGUGACAUCGGAAGAUAUGGCUCCGGUGAAUUCUCUAUGGCUGUUGUUCAGGCCAAUCAAAUCCUUGAAGAUCAGAGCCAGAUCGAAUCUGGCCCGCUUGGAACGUUUGUCGGCGUUUACGACGGUCACGGUGGACCCGACGCAGCGCGUUACGUUUGCGAUCACUUGUUCCGCAAUUUUCAAGCGGCAUCAAGUGAGUCACAGGGUGUUGUGACAGCCGAGACAAUUCAAACCGCUUUUCGUUCGACUGAAGAGGGGUUUACUGCCAUGGUUGCUGAUUUGUGGAAUACUCGACCUCAAGUUGCAACUACCGGAACAUGUUGUUUGGUUGGAGUGAUUUUUCAGCAGACACUUUUUGUGGCAAAUCUAGGAGAUUCCCGUGUUGUGUUGGGAAAGAAAGUUGGGAAUACCGGUGGGGUUGCGGCAAUUCAGCUGUCGACGGAACAUAAUGCGAAUCUUGAGGCCGUUAGACAUGAACUUAAAGAAUUACACCCUCAUGAUCCUCAGAUUGUUGUUCUCAAGCAUGGAGUGUGGAGAGUAAAAGGCAUUAUUCAGGUUUCUAGAUCUAUAGGGGACGUAUAUAUGAAACAUGCACAGUUUAACCGGGAACCGAUUAAUCCGAAGUUCAGACUUCCUGAGCCAAUGAACAUGCCUAUCUUGUCUGCUAAUCCAUCUAUUCUUUCUCAUCCUCUCCAACCAAAUGAUUCCUUCCUUAUAUUUGCAUCAGAUGGUUUAUGGGAGCACCUAAAUAAUGAUCAAGCAGUCGAGAUUGUUCACAGAAGUCCACGAGCGGGUAGUGCCAAGAGACUUAUCAAGGCUGCCUUGCAGGAAGCAGCUAGAAAACGUGAAAUGCGAUACUCAGAUCUUCGUUCAAUUGACAAGAAAGUUCGACGACAUUUUCAUGAUGAUAUAACUGUUAUUGUUUUAUUCUUAAACUCUGACCUUAUAACUAGAGGUACAGUUCAAAGCCCGCCGCUGUCAAUUCGAAGUGCUCUCAAUCACUGA
Molecule: messenger RNA, 1119 nt
Organism: Lathyrus sativus (Indian pea)
Lineage: Eukaryota; Viridiplantae; Streptophyta; Magnoliopsida; Fabales; Fabaceae
Source: the annotation of a GenBank genome assembly